UAAAAAGUGGUGGGUGACUUCUCCAGCUCAAUCUCUCUCCUCACUCACCAUCUCAAUCUUUCUUCAUUUACGGUGGCUACCUCCACGCCGAGAAGCCGCCGCCGUAUUCCAGACGUCGCCGCUGCCCACUUAUUAUUUCUUGUUCCGCCUCGUCAUCUCUCUCUGCGUGGAUGAGAUGCCGGUGGAGCUGCUCGUCGAGGCUCUUCAGAUAACAAAACAUAAAUAUUUAUUUAAUAACCUCAAAUUAGUUUAAAUUGUCAAUGUUUCGUUUGAGAUAAUUUUGUGUACAAAAUGUAGUUCCUUAAACAUAAAUAGAGGAAACUUGCAAGGUCAAAUUGUAAUAACCUAAAACUUCAUGCUUUUUUCCUUUUUCUUUAUUUUUUACAGAUUUCAAUAACAAAAAAAAUUCUGAAGAGCCGAUUGGCGGAAUCCAGUCUUUUUCUCUCUUUUGAGAAGAAAUAUAAGAAACCGUGCAGCUUUUUGAGCCUUUUUUUAAAUAUGUGACGAUAUACAUAGACACAUAUACAUGUAUUUCAUUAUUUCUGUUCCAUUUGCAUGAUUUAUUUCGUAUAAUUCGAGAAGUAGGGGGUGGUCAGGAAAGAUCUUGAUUGCUUGAAUCUCUAAUGGAACAGCUCAUCAACUUCAUUAUACGACCGCCCAGAGCUGAAUACAAUCCAAAAAAUGAUUUAUUAGAUGAAGAAUUUUUGCUAAAAGGGAAGUGGUACCAGAGGAAAGAUUUGGAGGUUAAAAAUAGUCGAGGAGAUGUUCUGCUAUGUAGCCAUUACAUGCCCGUUGUCCCUCCUGAAGGAAAGACACUGCCCUGUGUAAUCUACUGUCAUGGAAAUAGUGGUUGCCGUACAGAUGCCUGUGAAGCUGCUGUUAUAUUGUUGCCAUCGAACAUCACAGUUUUUACUCUUGACUUCUCUGGUUCUGGACUAUCAGGCGGAGAGCAUGUUACUUUGGGUUGGAAUGAGAAAGAUGAUCUCAAAGCUGUGGUUAAUUAUCUACGUGAAGAUGGAAAUGUUUCUUUAAUUGGAUUGUGGGGCCGCUCCAUGGGUGCUGUUACUAGCUUGAUGUAUGGAGCUGAGGAUCCUUCAAUUGCAGGAAUGGUUUUGGAUAGCCCCUUUUCUGAUUUGGUUGAUUUGAUGAUGGAACUGGUUGAUACAUACAAAGUUCGGCUCCCCAAAUUCACCGUUAAGUUUGCCAUCCAGUAUAUGAGAAAAGCUAUCCAGAGGAAGGCAAAAUUCGACAUUAUGGAGCUGAACACAAUUAAGGUUGCAAAAUCUAGCUUUGUCCCAGUUCUGUUUGGCCAUGCCAUCGAAGAUGAUUUUAUACAACCCCAUCACUCUGAUCGUGUUUUCGAUGCUUAUGUGGGAGACAAGAAUAUUAUAAAGUUCGAGGGGGAUCACAACUCUCCCCGCCCUCAGUUUUAUUUUGAUUCUAUAAGUAUUUUUUUCAACAAUGUAUUACAACCACCCGUGGAUGAAGGAGGAAGUACCUACUUCGACUUGAGUAACGACUAUUUCCCCAGGGGUAGAUGGAGCACGGUCCAGGAUUUGGAGCUUUCAGAUGAAUUAUUGGGUUCACCUUCUGGUCCACCAGCUACUAGCACUGAGGAUGCCAUCAGGCAACUUCGCUCCAGGAGGCCUAUGAGUGCGACUGUGGUUCCGGCAGAUAUCUCGUCCAAAGAUAAUCAACCUGACUCUGAGGUGGAGAGUCGGAGCUCCGAUGCUCAGCCAUCGACUUCUAACAUGAUAAGCCUUGAAUUCUCGAGAGAUAGUCCUCAUGGCUCGCUUGGGCCUGGAUCAGUAGACGACGACGAAUAUGUCGAGUACUCUCUUGAUAUGUUGGCAGAAUUUCCAAGCAAUGUUGAAGAAGAAGAAAGGAUGUUGAUGGUGGCCAUAUUCGAGUCGUUGAAGGACUCAAAAGAACCAUCAUCGGGCGUUGGCAGCAGUUCUCCCCCUAACCUAGAACCGGCACCAAAACACGAAGCAGAAGGCACAAUCUUACAACCAGAGACUUCUUCUCAAAAUCCACCAUCUUCCGAAGCAGAACAUUCUUAAACUUGCUCUCCUAGUGAUGACACGCCGAAGGCUGACACAAGUACUGUAAGCAAUGCGGGUGCCCCACAUCCCAAGCAAGAAUAAACGACGUCUCAGAUUGAUGCACCGCCGGAUAAUCGCAGGCAGUCUGAUGUCGACAUGGCUGACCGGACGAAAGUCACCGUAGAGGUCGAGAAAAACCCGACAGCCAAUAUCAUAGACGGUUUGUUGCGUCGCUGGGAUAUCUUCAGAAACAGAUGAUUUAUAGUUUAGCAUUUGAAGCAAACCUCCACACAGUUACCACUCUGAAAUGUGAUGAUAAAAAUGGUGUCAUUUGUUGUAUCUAUUGGUUGAAUAUUCUUUCAAAGUCUUUGUACAGAUGAUGCAAAUUUGUUUGACUUCUAAUCGAUCUUGAAAUAAUUGUUGCA
This is a messenger RNA of Salvia splendens (bonfire salvia), 2470 nucleotides long. RefSeq lists its product as uncharacterized. The record is from RefSeq and is a predicted model, not a curated record. NCBI's taxonomy places the organism in Eukaryota, Viridiplantae, Streptophyta, Magnoliopsida, Lamiales, Lamiaceae. The transcript is spliced from 14 exons. The coding region runs from base 624 to 2063 and encodes 479 amino acids.